Molecule: messenger RNA, 1411 nt
Organism: Aedes aegypti (yellow fever mosquito)
Lineage: Eukaryota; Metazoa; Arthropoda; Insecta; Diptera; Culicidae
Gene: Or34
Product: odorant receptor 94a
Exons: 2
Biological process (GO): detection of chemical stimulus involved in sensory perception of smell; sensory perception of smell
Cellular component (GO): plasma membrane
Molecular function (GO): odorant binding; olfactory receptor activity
Source: RefSeq, a predicted model, not a curated record
UCGACGACUUUAUCCCGAGUCAACGGGUGGCGUUUUGGAUCUGGAAAAUUCUCGGUAUAUGGGCAACCGACGAUGAAAGCCCCUUUUACAGAGCAUACCGUCGAAUUUAUCAUUUUUUCUUCACGGGAAUAUACUUGUUUUCGAUGUUCACUAGUUCUUUUUUCACCGAAAAUUCUGAAGAACUCUGGGUGGAGAUUUUGUUUAUUCUUCCUACGGAGAUAGCGAUGUUGACCAAAACCAUCAUUACUGUGUACAAGUUCGAAACCAUUCACCGAUUGCUUCAAACCACAAUCUCGAAGGAGUUUCAGCCAACGUGUCCCAAGCAUGGAAAGGAAUAUGAUCGUUUUUUCGACCGGUUCAGCAAAGUUAUGUUGAUGUACUACUUUUGCAGUGUUUGUGCUGCUUGGACACAUUUGGGAUUUUUGUUUGAUGACCGUCUGAAGCUGCCGUUCUUCAAUUGGUUCUUCUGGGUCCCGCUGGAUAGGGAUCAUCUGAACAAUUACUACAUUCUUUUCGCGUAUCAGAUGAUCGGAAUGAUGGGGCACUGCUCGUUGAACGUAUCCGGUGAUAUGAACAUUGCCUACCUGCUUUCAGUAGCCGGUCAGCAGUUGGAUUUGCUCAGCUGUAAAUUUGCCAGCCUGCCGGUUCCUGGAACGGGAACCACUAUUGAAAAAGACUAUUAUAAAAGGACGUUUGUGGAGCAGAUUCAACAGUACAAUCGAAUUUAUGAGUAAAAUAGUUUAAAUCUGAAGAUAGGAAGGUUUCUGAUACCGCUUUUACUUCACAGUUUUGCACGGGAGAUCGAGAGAACAGUUUCGUGGUGUGUUUUUGCACAGAUAUGUGCCAGCGGUAUAACCAUUUGCGCCAUAGUAUUCCGUUUGUCGGCUGUAAUACUUGCUACGAUAGGAUAUAACGAAUAUAAAAAAAAUCCUCCUACAUUCUUUUCGCAGAUCAGUAUUAUCGAUCAUCUCGGCACCUCAAUUCCGAUGUUCUUCUACAUGGUGUCAAUGUUGACGCAGAUCUUCCUACCAUGUUACUUUGGAAAUGAUGUUACUCUUAAGAGCCAAAAACUUACCAAUGCAUUGUACACCUCGAAAUGGUAUCGGUUGGCAAUGAGCGACCGGAAAGAUCUGAAAAUGAUGACACUUCGCACCAGUGAGUCGAUUCGAUUGAAGGCAGGGGGAUUUUUCAAUUUCAACCUAGAGGCUUUCACAUCGACUCUAAACACAGCCUAUUCGGUUUACGCCGUUCUCAACAGCAAAAAUAAUAAGUAAAAACAUAAGUGUACAUAGGAAUAGUAUGAAUAUCAGGAUAGUAAGAAUCAUUAACCCUUAAAAACCCAGGACGUAUCUUGAAUUUUUAAAUGACCCCAAUUCGGAGAUUAGUAAGUAAAUGGAUUAAUUUGAAAUAA